AUGAUGGCCAUGAUGUUAUCCGAUUUCUGGCACCUUCUCCUGCUACUCGUAGUCCUCCCGAUAGUCGUCAGUGAAGCAGUCGAGUAUGGUGUUGAUGUGAGCUACCCCAUGCACCAUCCCAAUGUGACAACGCCAACCAACAACCCAUUGGGUGAUCGGCAAUCCUUUUACGAAGAAAAUAUUCAGGGAUGCGAGGAUUUCUACCAAUCUGGCAAGUGUCUCACCAAUGAACGCGUCCGCGUCAAAAUGUCCCUCCGACAACCUAAAUCCAUGGUCAAUUACACAGAGUUGGGAUACACCAAGAUCAAGUCUCCCGAAUCGGUCAUGAAAUUGCUAUUGGAGUUUUGGCAAGCCAAUAAAGAGAAGGCACGCAAUGAAAAGUGGGCACCGGGAAACACAUAUACAAAUCAUUGGAAAGUACCCUCCAAGUUGGUCAAAAUUGAAGACCAAUCCAUGGAUGGAGGUGGGGAAGUACUCAAGCAAAAGGUAUGGGAUGCUGCACGAGAUACCAUUGAGGAAUGGACUGGACAACGCCUGGCUGAAUGCUCUCUUUAUGGCAUUCGAAUCUACGAAGAGGGGGCUGUUCUGGCCACUCAUGUGGAUCGGUUGCCAUUGGUUAGUUCGGCCAUUAUUAAUGUGGAUCAAGAUGUGGAUGAACCUUGGCCUCUGGAAGUGAUUGGCCACGAUGGAAAAGCAGUAUCAAUGUGGAAUACUGUACACGCAUCGCCUUCUAUUGCGAUUGCCGCAGAACAUCACAGUCGCCCAUUUCCCCUCAAAGGUCGCUUCAUGUCCAACAUAUUUGUCCACUUUGAGCCGGUGGGGCCAAUAUCCGACCCGUCUACCAACAGACGACUUUUCAGAGGCGAUUUGCCACCGUACCUGAUUCCCGGAUCCGAAGAAGAGGACAACUGGCGUCGCGCAAACCCCAAUGGCUGGAAAGCCACCAGGAGGAAUAGCUAUGACUAUGGAUCAACCGAAGCUCACGUCCUGGCAAAUCGUGGCAAUGCCUUGUCUCUCAACAAGGCCCUCGACAAUAAUCGAGAACUAGUCCACGCAAGAGACGACAAUGGUUGGACGGCUCUGCACGAAGCCGUCAGGUCGGGCUGUUUUGACUGCGUUGUGAACCUUAUUCAGAGAGGGGCGGAUGUGAAUGCUCUGACGGUAGACGGGCGCUCACCCCUGCACCAUGCAAAGAAGUAUGACUCCAGCCGAUCACACAACAACAGGAUCUCUCAUUUUCUCCAGCGAUACGGAGCCCGCGAGAUGGGUCCCGAGUUAUAG
Molecule: messenger RNA, 1281 nt
Organism: Seminavis robusta
Lineage: Eukaryota; Bacillariophyta; Bacillariophyceae; Naviculales; Naviculaceae
Source: the annotation of a GenBank genome assembly